AACUCAACACCCUUUCCUUCCCUUCAAACAUACUCCAAAACACCUCAAGCUCUUCCCUUGUGUGAUCUUUUGUAACCUUUCUUCAUUUUUUAUUUUUAUUUUUGAACUGAUCAUGGCCCACUCAACCCUCUAUCUAGCCGUUCUCAUCAUCACCAUUACCAUAUCAUCAUCCCCUGUCUCAUCACGGCUCUCAGUCUCUUUCUAUGCCAAUACAUGCCCAUCUGCGUUCGACACUGUCCGGACCGCCAUGCGGGCCGCCAUUAAUCGAGAGGCCCGAAUGGGGGCGUCCAUCAUACGUCUCUUCUUCCAUGAUUGCUUUGUUAACGGUUGUGAUGGAGGCAUUCUUCUAGACAAUACUGGAUCAUUCGUUGGUGAAAAGACUUCACCAGCUAAUAACAAUUCAGCGCGAGGAUAUGAGGUGAUCGAUAACAUAAAGAUGCAAGUGGACAGAGCUUGUGGUAGAAGUGUGGUAUCUUGUGCAGACAUCCUAGCCAUUGCCGCCCGCGAUUCCGUCGUUGAACUUGGUGGGCCAUCUUACUCAGUUCCAGUAGGGAGAAGAGAUUCAAGAACAGCAAAUGGAGCUAGUACUGACCUUCCUGGCCCUGAUGAGACCCUCAUUUCAAUCAUUGACAAAUUUAGACGGAAGGGAUUUAGUCCUCGAGAGAUGGUUGCCUUAUCAGGAGCCCACACGGUGGGCCAGGCCAGGUGUGACUUGUUUAGAGGCCGGAUCUACAAUGACGCCAACAUCGAUCCAGCAUUUGCAGCCACUCGUCGCACCACUUGUCCCAGCACCGGCGGCAAUGACAAUUUGGCCCCACUGGACCCACAAAGCCCAAACCGAUUCGGCAACAACUAUUUCCAAGCAUUGAUCAACAGGUGAGGCCUCCUCCGUUCCGAUCAAGUUCUGUUCAACGGUGGAUCUACUGACUCCGUGGUCACAUUGUACAGCAAUAAUGCUGACGCUUUCUCGAUAGAUUUUGCCAGUGCCAUGUUCAAGAUGGGGAAUUUGGGCCCACUAACUGGUUCCCAAGGGGAAGUUCGAGUUAAUUGUAGGAGGGUUAACUAGAAUGAGCUCUCUAAUUAUCUACUUAAGGCUCUUGUUUUAUUUUGUUACAUGGAUUGUGGCCAAAAUUGUACCACGUAUGUGGUUUGAACAGUUGUAUUCGGAUUUUUUUUAGUUUUGUUGUUUAAGCAUAUUAGGGUUAUGGGGCUCCCUCCCCCUCACUUUCUCUUACUUUUAAACUAUUUAUUAGAGAUAUGAUUGUCCAUAUCACCA
This is a messenger RNA of Magnolia sinica, 1276 nucleotides long. RefSeq names its product peroxidase 4-like. The record is from RefSeq and is a predicted model, not a curated record. Gene Ontology annotation, molecular function: heme binding; peroxidase activity. Gene Ontology annotation, biological process: response to oxidative stress; hydrogen peroxide catabolic process. The transcript has 3 exons. Bases 113 to 880 code for a protein of 255 amino acids. NCBI's taxonomy places the organism in Eukaryota, Viridiplantae, Streptophyta, Magnoliopsida, Magnoliales, Magnoliaceae.